This is a messenger RNA of Penicillium waksmanii, 597 nucleotides long. RefSeq lists its product as uncharacterized. The record is from RefSeq and is a predicted model, not a curated record. Bases 1 to 597 code for a protein of 198 amino acids. Lineage: Eukaryota; Fungi; Ascomycota; Eurotiomycetes; Eurotiales; Aspergillaceae. The transcript has 4 exons.
AUGGUAGCACCUAAAUUCUUUGUCGUGGCGCGUGUUGUUGGACGUGACGGGGCGCUCCCAUUGUGGAAAGAGCGCCUUGUUCACCUAUGCAAUGCCUCCGCCACUGAAACUUUAGGCGACUCUUAUUAUUGGGGACAAGAUCUCGAUGGCGAACCCGACACCCUUUGGGGCCUAGAAGGGUACACCCAUCCAGCAGGCUUUUUCCUUGGACACGUCUCGACAGAUAUUUUCAAGCGGGAAAUGGCUCUGGUAGACUCCGAUCGCCUGCUACGAAAUGAGCAGGGCUUGGCCAGUCGUGACUACAAUCUACACCACUACGAUUGGGCAGGUGGCUGGCUGAAGCGGGCAGAUGACCCCGACUAUGCCUCCAAGAGCCUCAAUGGAGCUUUGCAGAGCUUUGGGAUACUCAAAGAAGUAAGAGAUGAGAAAAUGCUCACUCUAUGGGUGCGAACCCCGGAAGAAUUCGACGCCUUGAAAUCGUCUAAAAAAUUUCAAGAUUUAAUGAGUGUUGCUAAAGCAAAGUCGGAUAAGACGGAGAUUCACCUGUCUAGAGCAUUUAAUGGUCACCUUGACUUGAACUCGAGUACAAUCCGAUAG